GUCUCAUAUCAAUCAACAGCUAAGCCUAAGCCCGACUAAGACUGAUUCUUCCGAGGCGGAGGGGCAGACUUCCUCGAGGAGGAGAGAGAAGGGGAGAGCCGUCCCCACUCCCACCUCCACCGGCUUCGGAAGUCGGUCCCGUAGCCGGCGCACAGGGUCCUCUUCUUUCCUCAUUAUCUCUCUCCCACCCUCCGCAAGCUCUGUUUUCAAGGUGCUGAAAGGUUGAGAUAGUGAUGUAGAAGGCAACACCGAUGCCUUCUUUUAGCUUGGAUUGACAGUAUCUUCCACCACCUGGAAAAGCACUCCUCUGAGCUGAGAAAUUAUGGGCUUUAUCGACUUCAAGAAACCGGGCGGCGAUUGAUGGAUCUCUGAUACUGUGGACUGGUUCCGUUUCAGAUCCAGCUUGUUUGCUCACAAUUGAAGACACAAAGAUUUUGAAUCUUCUGCGGUUCUCGUCAUCGAUCUUCAGCCGCUGUCCAUGAGAAAACAGCCUCUUUAGGAUUUUUCUCUUUUUACCUCUCAAGUACAUGAUUGCAGUGAUAAAAGACUUCUGACCUUUAAAUUAAGCUUCCUCGUCCACCGAGGAGAUUCUUGAGGAGUGAGCUGCUAGUUUAACCUCAGGUUUCUAUCUGUCAUUGGGGGGGCCUUUGAGAUAUUGGUAUGGCCGUUGCCAAUAGCAACGGCAACUGUGAAUUAACGGCAAAAUCGUACAAUUACUACAGAGUUUCGAGCUUGACAGAAUCCAUUUUGGGUGCGAAUAAGACCUCAAACUUGAAAGAUAGGUACGUGCUGGGAGAGCAGCUGGGCUGGGGCCAGUUUGGUGUCAUAAGGGCCUGCUCUGAUAAGUUAACGGGAGAGGUUUUGGCAUGCAAAUCAAUUGCUAAGGAUCGCCUUGUGACUGCAGAAGAUGUUCGGAGUGUUAAGCUUGAGAUUGAGAUCAUGACGCAAUUGUCGGGGCAUCCUAAUGUGGUUGAUCUCAAAGAGGUGUACGAGGAGGAAGACUAUGUCCACUUGGUGAUGGAGCUUUGUGCUGGAGGAGAGCUCUUCCACAAGUUGGAGAAGCAUGGGCGGUUUUCCGAAACUGAGGCUAGAGUCAUAUUUCGACAUCUGAUGCAGGUAGUCUUGUAUUGCCACGAUAAGGGAGUUGUCCAUAGGGACUUGAAGCCUGAGAACAUUCUACUGGCGACUAAAGCGUCUUCCUCUCCAAUUAAGUUGGCUGAUUUUGGUCUGGCUACUUACAUUAAGCCUGGGCAGAGUCUGCAAGGGACCGUUGGAAGUCCCUUUUAUAUAGCUCCCGAGGUGUUGGUUGGUGGAUAUAAUCAGGCUGCAGAUGUGUGGAGUGCAGGCGUCAUUCUUUACAUUUUGUUAAGUGGGAUGCCGCCCUUUUGGGGCAAGACAAAGUCCCGUAUAUUUGAUGCUGUGAGAGCUGCCGAUCUUCGAUUUCCUUCAGAUCCAUGGGAUCGCAUAUCAGCUUCUGCAAGGACACUAAUCAGAGGAAUGCUUUGUGUUGAUCCUUCUCGAAGGCUCUCUGCUCAGGAGGUUUUAGACCAUUCAUGGAUGGAGGAUAAUGGGAUGAAUCUCAAUGCAUCGAUUGUUCGAGAGAGUAGAAGUUCCGGAAAGUUUGAAUUCAGUGGAGAGCCAUUAUCUGCCUCGUACAUCUCUCGUGAUCAAGAUAUCAGCUUUGGCACUGGGUCCCACAUUAUCUGUGAUGUCCAGUCGCCAGCGUUAUCAUGCAGAUCAUCGUUUUCUUCCUUUCUGGUGGAACCAUCAACACCUUACCCUGCUUCCGAUGGUGGGUUCUCCUUCCACAGCUGUGGGAGCUCUAACAGCUUGGAAUUCUGUUCCCCUGUUCCCUCGAUGCCGAGCUUUGCCUUCUUCAGCCCAGGUCCCUUGAAUGGCGAUGGGAUUUCUGAGGUCCAGUCCUUGUCAGAAGUAUCUGGAAGCAGUUCAAUACUUGGGGAGGGCUUGCAAGGGAUGCCACUUACAUUGCCAAAUUCUGCGGUUCUAGACGAAAACAAAGCCAGAGAACCUGAGCAAAGAGUGGAAGUGAAGCGGGUGGGAGGAUUGGGCCAUAGAGUAUCAGGCAUCCACAGUAAGAGGAACCGAACUAUUGGUCUUGGCGAGCGUGAGCAGCUUGAUCUAAUGGCCACUGAAUCAGUUAUUCGCUGGUCAUCAUGCACGCUAAUUCCUACUUCUCUGAGGUCUUCUCUGGUCUGUUGAACUCCCCACUCAUCAGCUGACGUAUCUUAUUAGGUUUAGGGAAAAUGUGAUUAGGUUUAGUGUUCCUGGUAUUGCCGAACUCCCGGUGCUUACUUUCUGAUCUGGGUGUGGUGAAAUGUGAUGUGUUCUUUGGGUUGAGGGUUGAUUGUAAUUUGCCUACUGGUACAUUGUGACAAAGCACUGGCUAAUGUGAUCAUUUUUGCUGAGUAAAGAGCUACUUGUGUUUUUCUUUUCGCA
This is a messenger RNA of Punica granatum (pomegranate), 2457 nucleotides long. NCBI's taxonomy places the organism in Eukaryota, Viridiplantae, Streptophyta, Magnoliopsida, Myrtales, Lythraceae. The record is from RefSeq and is a predicted model, not a curated record.